Molecule: messenger RNA, 848 nt
Organism: Athene cunicularia (burrowing owl)
Lineage: Eukaryota; Metazoa; Chordata; Aves; Strigiformes; Strigidae
Product: lymphocyte antigen 6E-like
Exons: 3
Coding region: 43-423 (126 amino acids)
Molecular function (GO): acetylcholine receptor inhibitor activity
Source: RefSeq, a predicted model, not a curated record
GGAGAGUCCUGCUUGUUUUGGAGGCUGCAAGACCUAUAAAGGAUGAAGACUUCUCUUCUUGUCGUGCUCGUCAUUGCCCUGUGCACGGAGAGUGCUUUCUCCUUGACGUGCUUCACAUGCCAAGAUGCAUCUUCCAAUAUGGAAUGUCUCAAACCAGCCACAUGCUCCGAGCACGAGAAGUACUGUCUCACAACCUACUCUACCAGGGGAUUCGGCGACAACCGUAACCAGCGUAUUAGCAAGAAGUGUUCUGCAUUUUGCCCAACAAUUGACCUGAACAUUGGCAUAGCCGGUGUUGCUACCAGCUGCUGUGAGACUUCCUUGUGCAACAUCAGUGGUGCCAGCAGUGUGAAAACCAGCUACGCUAUGAUAGCUCUGGGUGUCUUGGCCAGUCUUGCCUGCAUCCUCCGUUUGGGUUUUUAAAGGGGCUGGGGUGGGGUGGGGGGGGGGAAGGAGAGGAAGAAGCUUCUUGGCUUUGCCUACAAGGGGUCAAACUCCCAUCUGUACAGUGUGAAUGCUGCCCUGUUUUCUCCUACCUGGAAGGUCACAUCCCAUCAGCAAAUAUUUUUGCUCUUUCAGUGCUCUGAUGAUAACGCCCAAGAGCACAGCCCUACCUCAAGAUGGUCUUUGGAAGAGAAAGGCACGAUGUGGAGCCCUACACAUGCAGAAGGGCACCAUAUAGUCACGAUCUCUCCUGCUAUUGGCCUUUAUAACUCCACGAUUUUUUUUUUUCUCCCCUUCAUUUUGUCCCUGCCAUUCUCUUGAGCCAUUUUUCCCUUUAUAAUAUUUUCUGGCCUAUAUUAUUUUGGUCUGAGGAAGCCUUUAAUAUAAGAGUUGUUAAAUAGAAA